UUUCAUAACAAACUAAAAUUUUGCGAGUCCCAUUGGCGCGCUAAACAGAACGCACAACGGAGGAGCCAUGGAGGAUCACCGAAAACAGAACGCAGAACGGCUACGGAAGAAGAGUAAUAAGAUCUCUCUCGAGGACUACCUCGAUUUCUUCUCCUCCGACAAGCAACUAUUCCUCCCCGUCGCUUAUCUCAAUCAGAUCAUUCGCAUGCAUGGCUACAUGAAUAUCAAAGGUCUGAAGAAUGUAGUGAAGGAUGCCGUAGGUACAAUUAAUCUGGUCAAUCUCUCUCGUUCCACACUCAAAGAGAGCAUCUCAUCAUCCGCGUCCAUUACGCUUGAGGACGUAAUCUCGGACCUCAAAAACCUCGAAUGGCAAGAAUGCAGUGUGACAUCUGUUCUGAAUUUCAGUUCCUGGAAGCAGAAUAACUCCGAUACGAGUCCGGACCGCCAGGAGCCGACUAGUGCCUCAAAGAAGUCAGGAAAGAAAUUACGAGUAUUGAGUGAACGUUAUAGUCAAGAAGUCGAGGAAAUUGAUGGAGUUUCCUCGUCCUGUGCCUCGAAGAAGCCGGGAAGUGAAUCUCAGAGUAAGAGAAAGAAAACAGCUGCUUAAAAGUGGUGAGAAAGAUGGUUCACUUCACUUGAUUUGGUUCCUUCUUUUUGUUUUCUGUUUUACUGUAAUGGAGUUAAAUCAAAUAUGAAACUGUUCCUCAGUGAUUUCUUCUUUUUCUGGGCAACAAUGGUCGUUUCUGUUAUUGUUCUACAUUCGCGUCGUUUUGGAGUUUGGACUGGAGUAAUCCUUGACUCUUCUGUUUAAUCCUUCGACGCACAGCAGCAACAGGUGACUUCUGAUCUCUGAAUUGCCUUAAAAUCUUUCUCGUUCCCUUUUGAAGAUAGUCUCAAGAUAGGUAUUAAUAGAUAAACCACUGGAAAAAUCAGCAACACUGCAAUAUUGAUGUACGGAAAUACAGGAUGGGCAGCGUUUGGACUCGAUAAUUAGUUGGA
This is a messenger RNA of Cucurbita moschata (crookneck pumpkin), 999 nucleotides long. RefSeq lists its product as uncharacterized. Lineage: Eukaryota; Viridiplantae; Streptophyta; Magnoliopsida; Cucurbitales; Cucurbitaceae. The transcript has 3 exons. Bases 68 to 607 code for a protein of 179 amino acids. The record is from RefSeq and is a predicted model, not a curated record.